AUGAACAAAUAUGUUACAGAAAAGAAGCUAGGAAGUGGAAGCUAUGGCACUGUUUUCAUUGUGCAUCCAGUGUCCAAUGUUGAUAAAAAGUAUGUGUUGAAGAAGAUUGCGUUGAAAGGAGUGUCGCAAAAGGAAAAAAAUAACGCCAAGCAAGAAGUCAAGCUACUGCAGGCGCUCCAACACCCUUUCAUCGUCCGAUACAUUGAUUCUUUCAUAGAUGACGAAAGUAACCUUUGUAUUGUGAUGAGCUUCUGCAAGGGAGGAGAUUUGGCAUCGUUUAUUCAGAAAAAUUACACCUACCAAAGAAUUCCAGAAAAGACAAUUCUGAAAUUAUUUGUUCAGUCCGCAUUAGCUCUUCAUUUCAUUCAUUCUCAAAAAGUCUUACACAGAGACCUAAAGUCACAAAAUAUAUUUCUUACUGACAAGGGAAAUGCUCGACUUGGUGAUUUUGGUAUAGCCAAAGUUUUUGAUGACGCUGGUAUGAGAACAUGUGAACAAAUGGCACAGACAACAAUCGGCACACCCUUGUACAUGAGCCCAGAACAAUGUAAUGGAUCAAAAUACAGUUACAAAUCCGAUGUGUGGGCUCUUGGAGUGAUAUUGUAUGAAAUGAUCAAUCAAGGGGCUCUUCCUUUCAAAGGAAAAACAUACAACUACUCUUCUUGA
This is a messenger RNA of Naegleria fowleri, 666 nucleotides long. RefSeq lists its product as uncharacterized. The coding region runs from base 1 to 666 and encodes 221 amino acids. Lineage: Eukaryota; Heterolobosea; Eutetramitea; Acrasida; Naegleriidae. Gene Ontology annotation, molecular function: protein kinase activity; ATP binding. The transcript is spliced from 3 exons. Gene Ontology annotation, biological process: protein phosphorylation. The record is from RefSeq and is a predicted model, not a curated record.